UCUUAAAAUUUUGCUCACUUAAAAACAUGAGAUAGGCUGUUUCACAUUUACAUUCGGAAUUUAUACUUUUAGUGGUUCCAUGUAAAGAUUUUUUCAAAUUAAUAAAAUUGUAAUUAGGUAUCAUGAAAAUGCUGUACUGUUUCAUGCUGAUCUGUGCUGGUAGCAUUUUCUUUAAUUCAGUUUUUGUUGGAUGUGAAGAAAAGAAUAUAUUCGAUAAAGGGUCUCCGGAAUACCAAGCUGAGCAAGUAUUAAACAACACACACAGAGUUACCCUGCCAUCACUGCGCGACGUGUUUGAAGCUGCAAUGAAUAAUUCACAUCUAAAAAUUAGAUACGGACCAAACGGUCGUUUUGACCCGACCAUACCUAAUAAAGUUCUUUAUUUUAACGCCAGAUUAGCUUAUCAAGCAACAGAAAUGAGCAAACUGAAAGCUUAUAAAGUCAAAAUGCUGAAUGUACGUGAUAAGAAGAAAGAAAGAAAAAAGAAAAUUCAUUUGGAAAUUACCGAUUAAUUAAGAUUUACUAUUUUUACGAUUUCAUUAUUGCUUUAAAUAGGGAACAAAUUUUCGUGUCAUUAUUAAGUACCUAAUUACCUAUAUACCUACUAUAAAAUAUGUUUGUUCUGGUCUAUCUGCUUCACACAUACAAUAGGUAGGUACAUACUAGGUACAUCAUUUGAAGGCUGCACCUGAGGUCAAUUCACCGUUUAAUACAUUCAGUCUAAAUUUCAUUUCUCGUUACUUUUGAAUUUAAGAGCCAUGUUAGCAUAAUGGGACCUAGGUACCUAAUUAAUACCUAUGUCGUGUCUCCAGAUUCAAAAUUAAAACUACAUUGCUAUUUAAAUUUCAAAUCCUGGUUUAUUCAUAAUAUUUUAUUUCGUUUAUUUGUGCUCGAAUAUAUAGGAAUUGAGACGCUUGGUAACAAACUUACAAGAUAAUUUUCGAAGAGAAUUAGAGGCACUAUCGAAAGAAGAAAUCGAAAACGAUCGUUUCAGAAAUGAUGAUAAGUUCCCGCAAAAGAAAAACGAACAAUUUAGUCCAACUAGAAAAUGAAUAAGAAGAUUAAACGAUGUGUAAGGUACCUCUACCUACGUUGGUACUGGUAGCUUACGUGGACGAAUAAAAAUUGCAGGUCCAUAGAAUUUCAUUGACUAAUUACACGCACCAAACCUACCUUUUUCGUAUUAAAGGUUUAAUUUAUUGUUUUACUGUUGAUUAUGAAGUGCCCCCUCCCACUGCACCAAUGUCCAAUAGUCCCUCACUUACAAUACCAAUUACUUACCUACCUAUAUAAAACAAAUGAGUAGAUGCUUAAUUGAAAAUUAUGGACCCAAUUUGUAAUUGGAGUUUUUCACUGAGAAAUCAGCACAUAUGCUUCAUAGCAUGAUAUGUACUUAGUUUAGGUAUUUUAAAGGAAUAUUUUGUGAAAUGGUCAUCAUGAGUGUUGGUGCCUAAUUUUCUUUAGUGAUAUUUAUUCUUACUUAGGUAUAUUUACAUAGUCAGUAAGUAAUCUACAUAUGAUCUACGCUUUCCAAAUUUCUGUGAUAAUUUAAAAACCUGAUCAACUUGUGCAAAAAAAACAACUAGAAAAUGAAUGAAUAAAUACUUUUGUUCGA
This is a messenger RNA of Planococcus citri (citrus mealybug), 1615 nucleotides long. RefSeq lists its product as uncharacterized. Bases 123 to 512 code for a protein of 129 amino acids. The record is from RefSeq and is a predicted model, not a curated record. The transcript has 3 exons. NCBI's taxonomy places the organism in Eukaryota, Metazoa, Arthropoda, Insecta, Hemiptera, Pseudococcidae.